AACAGGCAUGAUGUUAACUGCGAGGACUAUGAGUUUAACAGCAGUGAGAAGUGUAUGGAAUUUGACAUGUCCGAUGUUUAGACCUGUGUGUGUCAGUAAAUGUUAUAAUACACGAAGUUCAGUGCUUUCACAGACCAACACACUGUUUAAGACAUGCAGGACCACAACAUGUGUGUCCCCUGUGAAAAUACAGACUCUGUCCACUCUCCCUCCACCACCCUCAUCUGGCCAGGACAAAUCCAGCAACAGGAAGACUGGUGUGACGCCAUUAUUGCGGAGACGUGACAGUGCGCUAUAAAUAGCCCUCGAUACCAACAAUCACGUUUAAUCUGUCUCUUUCACACCCGGAAUCAACUCAUGAUGAACAGCCAGUUACAUGGAAAUCACUUGCUAUUUCAUUUGCACUGGGAGGAGGUCUUCUUCUCGGGAUGAAAUACUUCAAGAGAGAAAAAGAGGAAAUGAUUGAAAGAGAAAGAACCAAGUCGAUAGGAAAACCAGCGCUUGGAGGUCCAUUCUCACUUGUGGACCACAACAAUAAACCCACAAAGAGUGAAGAUUUCCUCGGUCAGUGGGUGCUGAUCUAUUUUGGUUUCACACACUGUCCAGACAUCUGUCCUGAUGAACUGGAGAAAAUGAUUGAGGUUGUAGAUGAGAUUGAUAGAAUUAAGACACUCCCAGAUUUAACACCGAUUCUCAUCACAAUUGAUCCUGAUAGAGACACACCGGAGGCCAUGUCUGCAUAUGUCAAAGAGUUUUCCCCCAAGCUGAUCGGCUUGACAGGCACAGUUGCCCAAAUUGACCAAGUGUCCAGAGCCUACAGAGUGUACUACAGCCAGGGCCCAAAGGAUGAAGACAACGACUACAUAGUUGAUCACACCAUUAUAAUGUACCUGGUGGGGCCUGAUGGGCAAUUUCUGGAGUAUUUUGGACAAAACAAGAAAACUCCUGAGAUCUCGGCAUCCAUUGCAUCCCACAUGAGGAAGUACAAACAUGGAAAAUAAACUUUUUUGGCACUUAACCUCUCGGUGAAGAUGUUGAGAGGUCAACGGACACAGCAUUGCUCUACAUGAUGUCUCAGACUGAAGGAAAUGCUUUAAUUUCUAUGAAAAAUAGUUUAGAUGUAUUUAAAGUGCAACUCUGAUUUGGGAAACCGAGCAUUUGUGCAUCAUUCUCCAUUUAACUGCAGUACUUUUCAAUCACAGCACUUUACAAUCAUUGAACUUUGUAUUUAAUUUCUGUAAAUAGUAAAUGAUUUUCAAAGGCUUCAAGUUCAA
This is a messenger RNA of Xyrauchen texanus (razorback sucker), 1274 nucleotides long. RefSeq names its product protein SCO1 homolog, mitochondrial-like. Lineage: Eukaryota; Metazoa; Chordata; Actinopteri; Cypriniformes; Catostomidae. The record is from RefSeq and is a predicted model, not a curated record. Gene Ontology annotation, biological process: intracellular copper ion homeostasis; mitochondrial respiratory chain complex IV assembly. The transcript is spliced from 8 exons. Gene Ontology annotation, cellular component: mitochondrial inner membrane. The coding region runs from base 429 to 1001 and encodes 190 amino acids. Gene Ontology annotation, molecular function: copper chaperone activity; copper ion binding.